GAAGUGGGUGGAUCGCGAAACCACGUUUCUCUUGAUUGAACCAGGACAUGCCUAAGACGAUCUACCGAAUUUUGACUCUGGGCAAGUCAGGAGUUGGUAAGACGUCACUUCUUGAAAGCAUGGUGUAUGGACGUGUUUUCAAGACACGCCCUCCUCCACCGACAAUCGAGGACAUCUACGAAUGCACUAUCGAGACGGAACACGGAAGUAAGGAGCGUGUGCAUAUUUACGACACGUCUGGACAGUCGGGCGUCAUGGACGACAAAAUGAAGCAGCGCUAUUUCUCGUCGGCUGACGGUAUCGUCUUGGUGUAUAGUUGCAACAAUUGUAGAGAGUCAUUUACCUACAUCAAAGACAUGAGACAACAGAUAGAGGCAAUGAGAGGAGAACAUAUGCCCAUGGUAGUUGUAGGGACAACAAUGGAUUCAGGAAGAGAAGAUAAUGGAGAGUCUCGGUCUGUUGCCAUCUGGGCGCAUACUCAAUCAUUACAGCACUACCGGGUAGCUCUAGAAAAACGGCUGGCGAUAUCAGAACCCUUUGUGUGGAUUAUGUCUAGAAUUGCAGCCGGAGGAAAGCGAUUUUUGCCGAGGAAGAACUGACUGUCAUUAAUAACAAUGACGAGUCAUUUUUGUAUAGAUGUCUUGUGCGAUCUAUUUAUAUAUCAUAGGAUAUCUAAUUAGUUAUGGGUGAGCUGUUAUUUUACAAAUAGUAUUUUGUUUAUUACAAAUUGUGUUUACUCGUGUUUAAUUAAUUUAUUGAAUUAACUUAAUUA
Molecule: messenger RNA, 772 nt
Organism: Corticium candelabrum
Lineage: Eukaryota; Metazoa; Porifera; Homoscleromorpha; Homosclerophorida; Plakinidae
Product: NF-kappa-B inhibitor-interacting Ras-like protein 1
Exons: 1
Coding region: 48-599 (183 amino acids)
Biological process (GO): Ral protein signal transduction; canonical NF-kappaB signal transduction
Molecular function (GO): GTPase activity; GTPase activating protein binding; GTP binding
Source: RefSeq, a predicted model, not a curated record